Messenger RNA from Racocetra persica, 1194 nucleotides. Lineage: Eukaryota; Fungi; Glomeromycota; Glomeromycetes; Diversisporales; Gigasporaceae. The record is from the annotation of a GenBank genome assembly.
AAAGAACCGCUAAUUCUGCCAAGGGUUUUGGAAGUUUAUUGGCCGAUGAUGGUGGAAAAGAAUCCAUCGCAAGAUUAAUAGCAGAUGUGAAAGAUGAGGAUGCCUUAAAAUUAGCUCAAGCCACACAGAAACAUGUAAACAAAAAACAUAAUAGUCUCAAUAGUAUAGAAUCAUUGGCUCAAAAAUCUUUUACGCGCACCGAUGCGCCUCAGGAUCAUUCUUUUUUUCCAUCUGAGACUACUUUGUCCAACUCUAAAGAAUGCAAACAAUACCUCGAAAACAAAUAUCACGUAAUAUUCAAGAUUAUUAAUAAUAAAGAUAUAUAUAAUCCCCUUUUGGUUGUUAAAAAUCGAAAAGUCGAUGUUAAUAAUGAGGGAAUAAAUGACAUUAGCUCAAUAUCUGCUAAUAAAAUUAGACAAUCAAUAAAUCAAAGAAAAAUAAGUGGUUCUGAAUCUCACAGAAAAUCUCCAAAUCCAUGGCACGUUACUCACAUGGAAGUUAUAAAGGAUUAUGAACAAAGAAAUAAUAUUAGUGAUAUAUCUACUCCUUUUAAGCACUCAGAGUUACAAGAUAUUAAUAAUGAAAAUAAUACUAGAAAUGCCCUGUCUCGCGUAGGGUCUGAACCUAGUGCCUCCAAGAGAAAUUUACCCUAUCGUAGAUUAUCUCAAAUUUUUAUUCCUCCAUCGCAAGUAAAAGAAGAACCAAGUCCGCCAGCAGAGGAAGGACGUCGUGGUGGAAAACAUUCAAGAACUCUAAGCUUGAAUGGCAUGCCUUCUCCUAUAGCUAAGGAUGAUCAUCAAAGCAAAUCUAAAAAGGGUUUAUUAAGAUUAUUUAAGCGUAAAGAUAGGAAACAUAAUAAGCGAGGUCGGUCUGAUACCGAGAUUGAUGAUAAUGGUGAUGGUCAAGUUGGAACAAUCAAGGGAUUAGCUGAUUACACUCCAUCAUCUCCAAAAAUUAAUUUGUCUUCGGGUGAUCUAUCUCCUAGAAGUUCUUCUGAAGAUGUGGGUCCUUUGUCUGAAAAAGGUUUUCUAAGCGUCUCAAAUAAUGUAAAUAUAUAUAAUUCUAAGAGGAUAUUGUCUAGUGACUUGGUAGAUUAUGGCGUUAAAUAUGAUUGUGAGAUGCUUGGAAAGCCAAAUCGUGAUACCUUGAUUGUGCUUUCCGAUGACAACUCUAUGUAUAUCGCUUCUAGCAAUG